Molecule: messenger RNA, 1947 nt
Organism: Lasiodiplodia theobromae
Lineage: Eukaryota; Fungi; Ascomycota; Dothideomycetes; Botryosphaeriales; Botryosphaeriaceae
Product: Peptidase A1
Exons: 2
Coding region: 1-1947 (648 amino acids)
Biological process (GO): proteolysis
Cellular component (GO): fungal-type vacuole
Molecular function (GO): aspartic-type endopeptidase activity
Source: RefSeq, a predicted model, not a curated record
AUGAUGACCCUUCGACGCGCCUGCAGAUGGGCGCUGCCCUUUUCGCCACUCGCUCUUCUCGCAUUCCUUCCUUCCGUGUGUGACUCUUCCGCCGUUGAGACUCGUGCCACCGACCUGGCACCCAUCGUCUUCACUCCGGAUCAGAACUGGGACGGCAUUGAUGGACAGUGGUCCUCUUUCACUUUGCGCGUCGGCACUCCCCAACAGUACGUGCGCGUCUUUCCGGCGACAUCCAGCCAGCAGAUAUGGGUCGUCAAACCCGAAGGCUGUGCCUACACCGACGACACCAGUUGCGCAUCCGAUCGCGGAUGGGUUUUCAACAUCUCGGAUUCCUCCACUUGGGAAAGUAUAGGGAACUACUCGACUUGGAUAGAGCGGAAUUUGGGAUACGAUGCCGCUGCCAUGUAUGGUUAUGAGGUUGUGGGUUUAAUGGGGCAGGGUGAGAACGGGCCCACGCUGGACAAUGCUACCGUUGGUGCCAUGAUGGACCUGGAUUUUUUCCUUGGUGUAUUUGGUCUACACCCCAAGCCGACGAAUUUCAGCUCCUUCAACAAUCCGUCGCCAAGCUACAUGACACUGCUCAAGGAACAAGAGCUCAUUCCCUCGCUGUCGUACGGGUACACUGCAGGGAAUCCAUACAGGUUGAACAAGGUCCUGGGAAGCCUUACCCUGGGAGGCUACGACGCAUCCCGGUUCACUCCGAACAACAUGAGCUUUACUUUCGCACCGGACAAUGAGCGGGAUGUUGUGGUUGGCCUGCAAGCAAUCAGCAUGACCUCUGCAACCCAGUCCAAUGUCGAUCUCCUGCCAACUUCUGUCACCAUGUACAUUGACUCGACAGUGCCGCAGAUUUGGUUGCCUGUUGAUGCUUGUAAACGUUUUGAGGAGGCUUUCGGAUUGACGUAUGACAACGAUACCGAGCUCUACCUUGUGAACGACACUUUGCACGACACCUUAGUAGCCGAGAACGCCAACGUGACAUUCACACUUGGGCAGACGACAAACGGUGGCGAAACGAUUGACAUUGUCCUUCCGUAUGCCGCUUUCGACCUCACGGCCCAGCCGCCCUACCGCGGCUUAUCUGAAAGCACCUCGUAUUUUCCUAUCCGGCGGGGUUACAACGAUAGUCAGUAUGUCUUUGGCCGCACCUUUCUCCAGGAGGCAUAUAUCGUUGUGGACCACGAGCGCUCCAACUUUUCCGUCUCUCAAUGCGUCUUCGGACUUGAUAUUCCUCAAAACAUUACCACAAUCUACUCCCCGAACGGCACGUCCAUUUACGAGGAGGAAGACACGCAAGGCGCGCUUUCGACGGGGGCAAUCGCAGGUAUCGCGGUGGGUGGGGUGGUCGCAAUCCUUGCAGUGCUGUCUCUGAUCGGCCUGUUCUACUGGAGAAGACGCUACCGAGCGUUGAAGGCUAAGCUCGGAUCGGACAAAUCAGGGCCAGUGAGCAGCGGCGAUGGCUCGAGCGAGGCCCAGGCAGCAGCGAGCCGAGGCGAGGAAUCCACAUUGGUGAUACCAAAGGCGGAGCUAGACGCCACCCCCAGCGCCAGGGCAGAAAAAGACCAGAAGCAGGAGCAGCUGUAUCCGUCCGAGGUCGAGGCGCACGAGCAGCAGAUUUUCGAAAUGCCGGGCGACUAUCCCAAGGCCUCAGAGGCAGACUCGCGGCAGCUGUCCGAGAAGCAGGCGAUGAUGUACAGAGAGCAGAAGUAUAACGGGACGGAUCCAGAGCCGUCGCCGACAACACCCACAGCGCCCGAUCGGCCACGGCCGUCGCCGGUCAGGCCCGAGGAGGUAAAGCGGGUCAUUCACACAGGAGACCUUCCGGUGUCGCCUCUCACGGCGGAGGGUGAGCACGGCAGAACAUUUUCCCCGCUCUCGCCACUGGGUGGUGGAUCGUCGAGCGGCGGGCCAAGCCCGUCUCGACGGCGAUUCUCGUUCGAAGAGUAG